UCUUCGGGCGAGUCAGGGGACGAGGAUUCUCUGUCAGAGGGGGAGAUUGCUGCUCAGAAGGAAGAGGUGGAGGAGAAGAAGAAGCUGAUAGCCACUCUAAGGAACAAACCGUGGCGCAUGAAGAGGAGGCUUAAACUCCUCAAGGAAUGCCAGGCGUUUGUGGAGAAGUUUGAGGGGGCUCUGGGAAAGGGCAAAGGGAGGAAGCUCUACGCCUACAAAGUCAUAAUGGCUAAGAAAAUGAUCAAGUUCAACCGUGACUUUGACAAUUUCAAAACAGCCUGUAUUCCAUGGGAAAGAAAGAUUAAAGAGGUUGAGAGUCACUUUGGGUCAUCUGUGGCUUCCUACUUCAUCUUCUUGCGGUGGAUGUACGGUCUAAACCUGGUCCUGUUUGGGUUAAUGUUUGGGCUUGUUGUUCUCCCAGAGGUGAUGAUGGGUCUUCCGUAUGGGUCUAUACCCAGGAAAACUGUUCCCAGAGCGCAGCAGGCCAAAGCCAUGGACUACUCCGUCCUCCUUGAUUUUGGAGGCUACUGCAAGUACUCUAUUAUGUUCUAUGGCUACUAUAAUGACGAACGCACCAUCGGACUCCUCCAGUUCAGACUGCCACUGUCCUACCUACUGGUCGGUGUUGGCAUCUUCGGCUACAGCCUGAUGGUGGUCAUUAGAACGAUGGCCCGUAACUCGGAUGAGGGAGGAGAUGGUGGGGACGAUGGACAGUUUACCUUCACCUUUAAGAUGUUCACCAGCUGGGAUUACCUCAUUGGGAACCCAGAGACAGCAGACAACAAGUAUGCCUCCAUCACCACCAGCUUUAAGGAAUCCAUAGUAGACGAACAGGAGAACCAGAAGGAUGAGAACAUCCACUUGCGGAGGUUCCUGCGGGUUCUAGCCAAUCUUUUCAUUCUCUGCAGCCUGGGGGGCAGCGGCUUCCUCAUCUAUUUUGUGGUCAAGAGGUCUCAGGACUUUGCAAAACUAGAUCAGAAUACGCUCUCCUGGUAUGAAAAGAAUGAGGUGGAGGUUGUGAUGUCACUGCUGGGGCUGGUGUGCCCCCCUCUCUUUGAGACUAUCGCUGAGCUGGAGGAGUACCACCCUCGUAUCGCCCUCAAGUGGCAGCUGGGCCGCAUCUUUGCCCUGUUCCUUGGGAACCUCUACACCUUCCUGUUCGCCCUGUUUGAUGAUGUCAACGAAAAGUUGGAACAGGAGAAGUAUAUUAAGAAUGCCACUAUCUGGGGUCUGAAGGAGUACUAUGCCAACUACAGCACCUACCACAACACUACUGACAUCCCCCCUCCGGAGAUCCCUCCUGCUGAUGUCAUCAGAGGGCCGUGCUGGGAGACCGACGUUGGCAUAGAGUUUGUGAAGCUCACCGUCUCUGACAUCCAGGUGACAUAUCUGACCAUCCUCAUUGGUGACUUUGUGCGAGCCGUGAUUGUGCGUUUCCUCAACUAUUGCUGGUGCUGGGACCUGGAGGCUGGAUUUCCGUCUUAUGGAGAGUUUGACAUUAGCGGCAACGUGCUCGGAUUAAUCUUCAAUCAAGGAAUGAUUUGGAUGGGUGCGUUCUACGCCCCUGGCCUGGUAGGGCUGAACGUCCUGCGUCUCCUCUCCUCGAUGUACUACCAGUGCUGGGCCGUGAUGAGCUGUAACGUUCCCCAUGAGAGGGUCUUCAAGGCCUCCAAAUCCAACAACUUCUACAUGGGCCUCCUCCUCCUGGUGCUCUUCCUCAGCCUUCUGCCUGUGGUUUACACCAUAAUGACCCUGCCGCCCUCCUCUGACUGUGGCCCCUUCAGUGGAAGGGCGCAAAUGUAUGAUGUUGUCAUGGAGACUAUAGAGAAGGACCUACCAGCGUUCAUUGGUAAUAUCUUCACCUACGCAACUAAUCCUGGGCUGAUCAUACCAGCUGUGCUGCUGAUGGUGUUGGCCAUCUACUAUCUGAAUGCGACCUCCAAAAACUAUCAAAAUGCCAACCUGGAACUGAAGAGGAAGAUGCAAAUGGCUAGAGAUGAGGAGAAGAACCGGAGGAACAACAAGGAGAGUACCAACCAGGUGAUGCAUGACCUGGUUGGCCUUCUUCCCAACCGCUCUCUAAUCCCCCCUCCUACGGAAGAAGCACCCCCACCAGACAACAUGAGCGAGAAGGGCAGCACAUUUCCCAAGGUGGCAAAACGUCCAGGAGCAGCUGUCAAUGUCAAGGGGGUUAACCUUCAGAAGGAUGUUUCAUUGGCUGCACCAAACUCCCGAGUGGCUGUGACCCGCCCCCCAGGCCCAAGGGGGCCGCCUGGAAACGCCAGAGGACCACCCCCAGGGCCGGGAAGGGGCAGAGGGAGGGGUGCACCUCCUCCUAGAUGCUAAUUAGGUGAAAAACAGGGUGCUAAGAUGUCCACACCACCCUCACAAAUCAGGAUUUACAAAAGCAAGAAAACGGACUAAAACACUCGGACUUAAGAAAAGUUUCUUGCCGUUUUCCCUUGCAAAACGUUUUGUGUUGCAUGUUAUAAUGAAAAAGACCCUAGGAAUCUGGCCAAAAGUCUAAAGCCUGUAGGCAGUAUUUGUAACACCCUCACAAUCAUGACAUAACAGCAUCCUAAAUCCUAUUUAUAGACAAACAGAUGAUCAGAUUGUCUGUGACCAAUUUAGGGAAAGCUUAUUUAGACUACUGAGUGUCACAGCACGCUGUAAAACAUUAGUAAAUAUUAGCUUCAAUAUUUGAAUAACUUACUUCUUAUUUAUGUGUUCAAAAAGCAUGAUAUUCAGAAAUGUUAGUUUAAUUAAAUAUCCUGCAACAUCUGAAUGACUAUUUGUGAGUGAAAACUACAACAAAGGAAAUUGUGUUUAAUUUACUCCAUAUUCAUAAUAUUUCUAUCAACUUAAGAAUUCUACGUUUUUGCAACAACUUGCCAUUUGGUUCCGUUUGUAUAUUGUGGGUAAUUCAAAUUUGUUAGACUUUAUAAUACUUUUACACAAUGUUGUAUGCGUGUUUGAAGUAUAUUUCUACAUUAGUGUUGAACUGAAAUGCUCAAAUCAACAUGCAACAAUGUUUUACACGGCGAUGUUGGGUAACCUUGUUGAACGUGAUGUUCUGAAAAUGCUUUUAAAACAUAAUAUUAUACGUUUUUCCAAUGCCUAGCGCAAGGCCCGUUCCAUGUCAUUUCAGCAACCCAUGACACCCACCAUCUCAGAUUGUCCUGUAGUUAGAAACAGAUAAGAUUAACAUUCCUGCAACAUUAUUUGGUUGAAAUAUAAUUAGAUCUCUGAGAAAUUAAGCUAAUUGAUUGCACCCAAAUUGGCCAUUUUAAUUGAUAGGAUUCAUAUAAUAUUCAAUAAAUAUAGUACCCAACAUCCGAUUUACACAAAACUUGUUUCUAACAUUGAGUAAGACAUGAGGAAUCCAAAGAAAUUGUCAAAAGCUACCCACGGACCCUCCACACCAAUCCCACCCUAACAAUGAAUAUACAGUAUCAGUUCUCUAUGUCUGACAAGUAGUAUGGAGCUGCGGCUUGGAGUAUUGUUUCUUCAUCCUAUGUAAUGUAUUCUCAGUGAUUUUGGUGAAGUUUUUUUCCCUUGUUUCCGAGAAAUUAGUAAUUGAAGUUGUUACAUCCUGAUUUUACCAGGUGCUGACCUAGGAGAGGCUAGCUAUCGAGCUGGGCUAGAAACAACUGGCUAGAAUAACUAGUAUUCAGUUGAUGCAACCUAGCUAUCUAGGUGUCUGUUCUAAAAGAGUUACCUACAGACAUGUAGAGUUGUUAACAGUGCCCACUAAUAUCAAAUCAAUUGCAGCUAGUUGUGAGACUAACCAAAAAAGUCCUACACUGUAGCAAGCUAUUCCGGUAAUGUCACUAGCAAGCAAAAUAUCCAUCAAUAAAAGCUGAGCUUGCCAUUGUUUUGGUCUAGCUGUCUUGCACAGUUGAUCUUUUUUUGUAAAUUUAUAGUUCAUGCCAUGUUACCUGGCUAGACUUGAACAGAAUAGUCUUCUAAAAAGGCACUUAUUUUCAUAUUUGUUUUAUUAGUAUCCUUGAAAAGAUUAUCAAGGCUACUAACGUGCAUUGUAACAUAAAUAUUAGUUUUCAGCAGUUGUAAGGGUAGGAAUGUUGUUGGAAAAUUCUUGCACAGGGACACUCGAAGUCAAUCUUAAAUUAUUCAUUGUUUAUUGUCAGCGCGCUGGAGAGGUUCCAACCAACUCAAUGCAUCAUAAUAUACAUGUCAAUCAGGAGCUCUCUCUGGGCAGACCCAGCAGUUGUUUUAUAUACGCUAUACACAGAUAAGUUAUAUUUGCAUGAUUUAGCAUAAUUAAUUAAUCAUUACCGUUUUGUUUCAUUCAUGCGAUCGACCAAUUCUGGUUCAUAACAUGUGACAGAUUCACACCUCACAAGGCUUCUCCUCUCUAAGCUGAGACCUUGAAACUGAGACAUCUUUAGUUUGUUAUCAAAACAAGGUCUGGGUGUACUGCCAAAUUGCAGCUGCUGAUAAGAGGAGGAUUUGUUCAGUGAACCACUUGCAUGAACACAGAAAUUGGUUUAUAGAACAGAACAUGAAUAGAACACAGAAAUUAGUUAUACGAAAAGCACAAACAUUAAAAUUCCCAUUACAUUCCAUCCUCUUAUCACUAUGUGUGAUAAUAAUUGUUACAUUUUAAUGUAAGCAUUUUGAUUUUAGCUUCUAUAUCAAAAUAUUCUAUACUCUAUUAAAGUAAUGGAAAUCAACACAGAAAAAAAACAGACACUUCAUCAUUUCAAAACCUUCAUUUUGGGUUCGACAAUCCACUUAGUAUGGUAAUACUAUAAUCAUAAUAAAGGCUAUAAUUUAUUAAUUGGAUUGAGAAUCAAAAAUACACAAUGGAUCUGUAGAUUCAGAGGUGAAUAAAUCUGUCAAUGUUAACCAUUGUUUCCAUAUUUCUUACCACAGUCGGAUUGCAUUGACCUAUGUUUUCACUAACUGUCCCUGGGACAUUCACCUAGUCAAAAUAUAAAACCCAGUUGUUUAACUUGCUCAUCAGCUCAGUCUUCCACAUAAUGUAAACAGGUUAAGGGUUUAGAUGACCUUACCCUCAACUUGUUAAAAUAAAACAACCUUCAAUCAUUACUCAUUGUCUGUACCUACAGGGGGAAAUGGGGGCUCAUCCAGAAUUGGCAUCUAACUGUUUCACCAUCCUCUGGAGGAGUAGAAAACAAGAUAGCUGCCAAAAUCCUAUCAGCCAGAGAGGCACAUCGUCUUACAGCAUGUUAAUAACAUUUCACAGGGAAGAGAGAGAGAACACAUGUUAUAACAGUUUCACACCAACCUUUCGAAGAAUGAGAUUGGGGCAAGGUUAGCCCAAGCUACAAUCUAGUGUCUCUCCUCGCGUAUUUAGGGCACAGCUCUGUCUCUAGAAGCCACCCCUUUCCAAAUCAUAAUUGUAAUUAUUGAUAUAUUAUCCAACCCAAAUUUAGAAUGACAGUCCUUAGUGCUUCACGUUGGUUCUAUCACUUUAAUUUAAGAUCCUCACUUUUCUCAUCACUUGUGGUAAUGACAGAUUUGUAUUUAAAUGCACCCCUAUCACCUUGGCGAUCUCACUGAGGCAUUACAGGUCAGGGAAUCAGAGGGCUAAUCCUUAGGGAAAAAUCCUGACCAUCCAGCAGACCCAAUCUGGUGAGACUUGUUAUUGAAGCAGUACAAAAACAAAGUAAAGAAAACAACAACAGCAAU
Messenger RNA from Salvelinus fontinalis (brook trout), 5676 nucleotides. RefSeq names its product transmembrane channel-like protein 2-B. The record is from RefSeq and is a predicted model, not a curated record. Gene Ontology annotation, biological process: detection of mechanical stimulus involved in sensory perception of sound; vestibular reflex. Gene Ontology annotation, cellular component: plasma membrane. The transcript has 17 exons. The coding region runs from base 118 to 2346 and encodes 742 amino acids. NCBI's taxonomy places the organism in Eukaryota, Metazoa, Chordata, Actinopteri, Salmoniformes, Salmonidae. Gene Ontology annotation, molecular function: mechanosensitive monoatomic ion channel activity.